ACCAUGACCUCCAAUCUUACUGACAUCAGGAAAUCGGUAUCAAAUAGUACUGAACCACAAUCUGCUUGCCUUCAGAUUGCGGAGUAUACCAUUUUCACUGCUAUUUUUCUUAUCAGUGUGGCAGGCAAUAUUCUUGUCUGCCUGGUGAUCUUAAAAACGCCGCGCAUGCGCACUACGAGAAACUACCUAUUGGUCAAUUUAGCUGUGUCGGAUUUAACCAUGUCACUUCUGUGCAUACCAUUUGAUGUCGCACUGAAGAUAACAUCUCCCCUCUGGCCUUUGGGUUCCAUCAUGUGUAACAUACUGUGGCCCGCCAUGACUUUGGUAACAAACUGCUCAGCCGCAACACUGGCUGCCAUAAGUUUAGACAGAUACCGAGCCGUCGUUCAUCCUUGGAAGCCGCGUUUCACGUCAUUCCAAACAUCUGUAAUAAUUGUAGUCACGUGGUCAGUGUCAUUCAUGCUCGUGCUACCAUACGCGCUGGUACUAAAAAUUCAAAAUGGCUAUUGUGCAGAAGAUUGGCCUCAUCCAGUGGCUGUAAAGGCAUACACUGUAGGUUUGUUUAUCUUCCAAUAUGCCCUGCCGCUUCUCAUAAUAACUUUCGCCUAUACGAUGGUGGGGAGGAAACUGCGUCACCAAGCUGCGCGCAUUGCAAGGAAUCGUUACGCAAGUGGCGUCCUCGUGGUAGGUUACAGUUCGAUGAAGAGUAAUUGUCAGCAGAACGCGAUGAGUGAAGUUUAUUCCGUAUCGUCUCCUAGCGUAGCACGUGUUUUUGAAUUUAAAAACACGUUCAGUGAUCCUGCAAAACGAGAGCUAGUUCCGCUAAAGUUUGAGAAGACGCCAUGCGACAAAAAGGAAAUGAAAAGGCUGGAACGCAACACGAAGAUCAUGAAGAUGCUAGUGAUGGUUGUUCUACUGUAUGCCAUAUGUCUCUUGCCCAAUCAAGUGGUUUGGCUGUGGUAUGAGUUUGGAAACUUACAGAACUGGCCACACUUCAGCAAGCUCCUGACUUUUGGCAGUAUUAUGGUAUAUAUCAACAGCUGUGUGAAUCCAUUGUUGUAUGCUGGCAUGAAUGAAGACUUCAGGAAAGGUUUCUGCAGGAUUCUGCGCUGCAGAUGGAAGCCUCCCUUUAUGACACGAGUAUGAGAGUUUUCUAGAACUUCUGCUCAGAAAAGUCGACAAUAAAACUGAGAAGAUAAAUUUCUGAUUUAAAGAGGCCUUUCAAAGCUCAGAAGCACCAGUUUGCUAUCAAGCUUAGAAAAGUUCUUAAUUAAUCUACGUCGUGAGUUCUGUUUUCAAAUGAAAGUGUUAUUGUUUUAAGGCUAAAUAUCUCCUUUCAGAAUCUUCUGAGGGGGAUGGGUUACAUCUCAGGUUUUUGAAGAUAUCUCAAGAUCAGAGUAUCGUUGGUUAAUUCGAAAUGUACGUAAUGGGCUAUGCUUGUUUAAUACACUAUUACAAAAUAUUUUCCCUUCUCUCAAAUGCUAAAUCUGAUUUUUUUUACAACUCGUAAUCCAAAAUGCGAUUAGAAUUUUACGUUUUUUCUCUUUAGGGUGUGUUGUAAAUUCGGAAAUACAAAACUAAACGAUGCCAAUAAUUCUAACAAAAUAACGAAGUAAUUCUUUAUAAAUUAUUAGGUGUUUAGGUUGGUGGAGCUCUUUUAUACCUAUGAUCGGCAAGGGCACCAUGCCUGUCAAGAGCUUGAGCACUAUGUUAUAAUUAUUACGGAAAAGUAAUUAAUAAAAUAUA
Pocillopora verrucosa is the source of this 1746-nucleotide messenger RNA. RefSeq names its product RYamide receptor. Gene Ontology annotation, biological process: G protein-coupled receptor signaling pathway. Gene Ontology annotation, cellular component: plasma membrane. Gene Ontology annotation, molecular function: G protein-coupled receptor activity. NCBI's taxonomy places the organism in Eukaryota, Metazoa, Cnidaria, Anthozoa, Scleractinia, Pocilloporidae. The record is from RefSeq and is a predicted model, not a curated record.